Molecule: messenger RNA, 1688 nt
Organism: Dama dama (fallow deer)
Lineage: Eukaryota; Metazoa; Chordata; Mammalia; Artiodactyla; Cervidae
Product: histone H2A type 3
Exons: 2
Coding region: 101-493 (130 amino acids)
Cellular component (GO): nucleosome
Molecular function (GO): DNA binding; protein heterodimerization activity; structural constituent of chromatin
Source: RefSeq, a predicted model, not a curated record
UGCACUACCUCAAGAUCAUAUAUAAAGACUCUCUGAUUACAGUGGGUUUUUUUGGUGUUCUGUUUUUUGGCUUUGUGUAGUUGUCGUGCGUUAGUGGGAGAUGUCCGGCCGAGGAAAACAGGGCGGUAAGGCGCGCGCGAAAGCGAAGUCGCGCUCCUCGCGCGCGGGCUUGCAGUUUCCUGUGGGUCGAGUGCAUCGGCUGCUCCGCAAAGGUAACUAUUCUGAACGUGUGGGUGCUGGCGCGCCUGUUUAUCUGGCAGCAGUGUUGGAGUACCUGACGGCUGAGAUCCUAGAGCUGGCGGGCAACGCGGCGCGGGACAACAAGAAAACGCGUAUUAUCCCACGCCAUCUUCAGUUGGCCAUCCGUAACGACGAAGAGCUCAACAAGCUGCUGGGCCGCGUGACCAUCGCGCAGGGCGGUGUCCUGCCCAACAUCCAGGCCGUGCUACUGCCCAAGAAAACGGAGAGCCACCACAAGGCCAAGGGCAAGUGAGGCGACGGAGGCGGGCCGGAAACGGCCGUGCUCCCCAGCGGCCCCCUGACACCAAAGGCUCUUUUCAGAGCCACCCACAGUGUCUAGAAAAGAGCCGUACUGGCCAAGGCUGUCUUUCGGAGCGUGUUUUUGCGCGAAUCUGAGCAAGGCUGGGCUUGAGGGAAAUCGAACCAGAAACAUGAUUUGGGUGCGCAUAGGGGCACAGUGGGCUGUGUGUUCGUUUGCUGCAGGUCUUUUUAUGUCUUCACUCCCUUCGGUGGUGUUUAAGAACGAACGAUUUCUCAGGAACAGGGAGAGCUCGGGUCUUCAAGUGUCAUCACUGCGCUCCAGAUUUUCAGUUCCUCAAGUGGAGUGUUAACAGGGAAGCAUGAGGUGGGAGAUGCUCCAAGAGGCAACCCUUUUAUCACUUCUAAGGCUGAGUUUAUACAGCCACAUGCUCUGAUUAAUUUUCAGCUAAUUAAAUACAAAGGUGCAGUUUCUCAGUCAUCCUAGCCACACAUGGCUAAUGGCUACCACACUGGACAGAACAGAUACAGAAGGUCUCCAUCAUUACAGAAAGUUCUUUUGGGCAGCUUUGGUCUGAUCAUCUGUCAGGGUUAUCAGGUUUAGAAACAUGAUGCAAUAUGCAGAGCUGCCUGCCUUGGGUAGAGAAAGCUCAUCAGACUCACGCUUAAAGAAGAAAACAGCGUAUGGCCCAGCCAUUCCAUCCUCCAGAUACAUACAAGGACUCAGCUACCCAGACACCCCUCUCACAUUCACAGCAGCAUCCCAAAGAUAGAAACAGCCCAAAUGUCCAUAACACAUGAAUGCGUAGACAAAAUGUGGUCUGUCCAUAUAGUGGAAUACUAUUCAGUCAUAAAAAGGAAUGACAUGUCCAUGGAUGAACUUCAAAAAUGUUGUACUAAGUUAAAAAAGCUGGACACUAAAAGUCACAUAUUGUGUGAUCCCAUUUAUAUGAUAGCAUACAGAACAGACAAAUUCAUAAGGACAGUAGAUUAAUUGUUGCUAGUUAGUUGUUGGGUAUUACAGGAAUAUGGAGUAUUGUUCAUUCACUUUUGGGGUAAUGAAAAUAUUUCAGAGAUGGAAAGAGGUGAUUGUGAAUGCCUGUAUGUCACUGAAUCACUCUCUAGAAUGGUUUGUGUUUAUGUGAAUUUCACCUUGAUUUAAAAAGAUAUGUGACCUUAAUAAAAGGGUA